Molecule: messenger RNA, 3888 nt
Organism: Silurus meridionalis
Lineage: Eukaryota; Metazoa; Chordata; Actinopteri; Siluriformes; Siluridae
Gene: ldlrad2
Product: low density lipoprotein receptor class A domain containing 2
Exons: 5
Coding region: 1009-2133 (374 amino acids)
Molecular function (GO): protein binding
Source: RefSeq, a predicted model, not a curated record
AAGCUGAUGUGCCUUCUUGUUUAGGCAGGUUGUGUUGAGAGUCCAGGAGAGGUCUUCUGUCAUGUUCACACCAUAAAAAUGUUCACUCUUUUUGCAUGUGCAGUGGUGAGUGGCUUGCUCGGUUCUUCUUGAAGUUAGCAAUCUGAUAGAGAAGCUGUGAGUAAACAGUUUUUUAGGUUUUUCAUGAUUAGCUGCAGGUAGUGGUGGUAAGUGUGAGCGCAAUCUGAGCAGUACAGACAAUUCUUCAGCACUGGAAUGAUGGUGGAUGUCUUCAUUGGUACUGAACUCUGUUGAAGUCGGCUGUGAAAGACACCAGCAAUCUGUUUAACACCAUAGAUUCUUUCUGCACAGUUACACUUUGGAAUAACUUCAACAUAGAAUAAACGGGACUGGUAUCUAAAUUCAAUGCAGGUCAUGUAACGUCAUGCGUUAAUGGGAAAGGGGCGGGGCACGUCGAUUUGAAGGACGUGUCUAAUUAGCAUAUUCAUGCCUUAUUCAGCGUUACUUCGGCACGUGUGCCUCUGUGCCUUUUCUUCUUUGACACUAAUUGGCGUUUAUUUAUUUUUUUGUCCUGCAACCUAUAUGGGACUUCAACACGCUAUUUAUUUAUUUUUUUGGGGUGGGGGUCUUUCGGCUUUGGUAAGUGCGUGUAAGUGUCCACACUGAGAAUGAUGAUGAUGAUGAUGAAGGUGGUGGUGGUGAUGGUAAUGAUGGUGGUGAAUGGAAGGAAGCCCCUCCUUGUGAGCGCGUGGUCUUUUUGGGGUUGGUGCCCUGUUGCCAAGGAAUCGGCGCAGACGCGUGGACUUGACGAGGAGGCAUCAAACGUGGUGAUGAUGAAGCAGGACGCGCUCCUCAUCCACCCAUAGGACAUAAUAACGGGCGCUUCUAGGAGUCACAAUACCGGAUCAUGAGGAUCAUAUGCACCUUAUAAUCUCUUCAGAUGGGUGAAAUGUCGUUGACGGAUCAAUAACUCUAGUGAAACUUUGGGGGGUAAAAAAGAAACUCCUGAUGGCCAGACUUCAGUUUACAUGGUUUGUUCUUCUGAGUUUAGUGCCACUGCAAACUGGUGCCAUCGAGACAGUGAACGUGGUGGAUUUUUGUGGCCAGACCGUACGGGGGGACGGCAUGGUCGUCCGGUCUCACCAGGAGUCACGUAGGUACUACUUCGUCAGCAUGAACACCGACUGCCAUCUGACCAUGCAGGCAGCCACGCCCCGCGACAAGGUGCAGUUCCAGUUCCGCUUCUUCCUGGUUUACAGCCUGCUGCGUGUGUCACCCUUUAGCCCUGUCCCCUUCAUCCCAGAGUCGGCCUGGGGUCCCUCGCAAUCGGGUUUGACACGGCCGGACCAGCGCUUAGACCAUACACUGGACGAGAACCAAGGAGAUCCCUGUCACACUGGCUCAUACAUCCAGUUAUAUGAUGGGCGGGAUAAGAUGGCGCCCCCUAUCGGGCCGCCACUUUGUGGAAAGAGCUUGCCACGGCCAGUCCUGUCCACCGGAAACUACCUGACUCUGAGACUGGUGACCCGGGGAACUCAACCACGUGUGGAUUUUGUUGGGGACUUCACCUCAUUCAGGCUGGGCUUUAAUCACUCUGAAUGCAGCAGUGAGCCUUAUUUCACCUGCCAAAAUGGGAAAUGCAUCCCAAUGAGUCUGGUGUGUGAAGACGACAAGGGAAUCGACAACUGUGGAGAUGGAUCUGACCUUCAAGAUUACCCGGGAUGCACAAAUCUGUUGUCCACGGCGAGCACACAUCAGACGUAUGUAACUCCUCCGCCCAUGAUGAGCAUUGCCACCAUGAGGGCAUCAACUGUGGAGAAGUGCAGUGGCCCAAACCUCAUCCCUGACACUGAUUCUGUCACUGAUUCUCCUCCGAACGUUUCUCUGCUGGCGCUCUACGUGGUUCUGGGAGUGCUGGCCGGUUCAGUGGUGGUGUUCUGGUGCUGCUGGUCUCCCGGCUGGUUCAUCUGGAGAGUGAGCGUGUGUCGCUUCCUGCCGUGCUGUAACUCCUUCUGCGCCUCGUGUCAGCUGUGCAGCCGGAGCUGUUUGCAGAACAAAGAACACCGGCUGGCCAAGGUCACACCUCAACAAUCGUCCACGCCCGCAGCCUCCACCACCACUGUGGCUGUGUAGAGUCUGUACAGUAAGACUCGCUAAAAAAAAUGUCUGAUGGAGGGAUGGAGAAGGACACGUUGGUGGUAACGUGUUUAUCACGGCGCAUGUUCAAAAAAGACAUGGAGCAAAUGUAUUGUUUUCUGGCUGCUGCUUUUCAAUGAAAUCAGUGAAGUGUUAAAUCGUGUUCUUAAGACUUAAACUCUGUGCUGUUUUCCAUUUCGCUCGUUCGGAGGUUGCGAAGAAGGUGAUGCCGGUGUUAUUACAGCGAUUCCGGGAACUCUGUGAUCAUUUCUAACCAGAAAACGGACCUAAAAGAGGUAUUUAGAUUUCCCGAAAAGAGCAUGCACAAAAGCCGUGUAAGUCCUGGCCGAUUCUGUUUUCAAAAACCACAGUCCAAACAGUUUCACUCUUCCCCCCGAGCUUUUGUUGAAGAUGCUUACAUAACAGCUAUGAGUCUCGGUGUCAGCUUGGUACGCUGCUCUGCGGUGAUGAGGUGCAUUUUCAUGGCUGUUGCUCAGUUACUGAACUCUAUCCUGUUCUCCAAGAGGUCGUGUCCUGAAGCGUGCACUCUGCCCUAAUACGGCUCUGUAACGAAGCCAAGCACACGACUGCUCAGUUACAACUCAGUUACAGCUCAGUUACAGCUCAGUUACAACUCAGUUACAGCUCAGUAUUAUUUUUACUUUAGUCCUGGUUUGGGUUUAGUCUCAGUUUGUAUUUAAUCUCAGUCUCUACCUACUCCCACUUUUUGUGACCUUGCCAUUUAAUUUUAAUUUUGUGUUCAGUCCUUUUGGAGUUCAAUCUCAGGUUGGGUUUAGUUUAUCUUGGGUUUAGUCCUGGCAUGAACACUGUCUCAGAUUAUGUUUAGUAGCUGUUUUGGUUUAGUCUCAGUUUGGGUUUAGCCACAUGUUGGGGUUAGUCUCACUUUGGGUUCAGUCUCAGUUUGGGUUUAGUUAUGGACUAGUUUUAGCUUGCAGUGAAAACUGAGUAAUUUUGAUACAUUUGUUACACUAAAAAUCAAAAACUGAGCAUGAACUCAAACCAAAACUAAGACUGCUGAGACUAAACCCAAUUCUACACCAAACCAAACUUAAACAAAGUCCUUUAUCAGACCAAAAGCUUGUUUUGUAUUUAGUUGCUUUCAGAAACAAUAACUUUGCUUAAUUUGCCAUGAUCAGUAAAGACACACACGGGGGAGGACGGGAUCUGUCAGGAAAUGUAUCAUCUAACCUUUAUACCAAAUAGAAAAGUAACUGAUCCUGGGCUUAGUCUUGCUUUGGGUUUAAAAGCAGUUUGGAGGGUUGAGGAUCACGUUUCCCUCUCGCAUGGUGUCUGUUCGGCGCACUUUUGAUGCACUGCAGAUGGCUUUGGUGUUGAUUGUAAUCAUGCUAAAGGACCACAGUGAGAUUUGUAAGACUGACAAAAUGUUAUACCAAAAAAAAAAACUGGAGUUAGUGUCUCUUUGUGCUUUUGUAUAAAUAUAUAUUAUUACAGUACUUUUCUUCAUGCGGAUUGUAAGGUGUUUUUGAAAGUAGUUCGAUGUGAGUCUGUUUUAUAUUAAGGAAAAUUGAAUGUAAAUACAGAUAGAUUGAAUGACUUACGGUCAUGGAACAUUCUCAAUAAAAACACUGUGUUCAGUAAAUAAAAAAAGAAUAAUGAUCUUAAUGUUAUAAUUCAUAAUAAGUAUCUUUAUAUUUUGGGCUUUCGAUUGGAAUCAAAAUAUCGAAAAUAUAUUCGUGAGAAAUCCUGAAAAAAAGUUUGUGUGUGUGUUUU